UCUUCAACCACUAUCUAAAACAGUUAACAUUUAUUUUCGGGAAACAUAUUCAGAUCUAUAUGUGAAAAUGGAAAAGCUCGAUCUUGGCCCUAACGUCCCUAAGCCAUUUGGUGCUUUUCCAACAACUGUGGUUAACUUCAACGUUAUUAGUGAUUCGAAAGACUAUCGAAAUAUGCUUUGUGUCGUGUGA
Messenger RNA from Acaulospora morrowiae, 190 nucleotides. NCBI's taxonomy places the organism in Eukaryota, Fungi, Glomeromycota, Glomeromycetes, Diversisporales, Acaulosporaceae. The record is from the annotation of a GenBank genome assembly.